Molecule: messenger RNA, 2862 nt
Organism: Passer montanus (Eurasian tree sparrow)
Lineage: Eukaryota; Metazoa; Chordata; Aves; Passeriformes; Passeridae
Product: ryanodine receptor 1-like
Exons: 15
Coding region: 1-2862 (953 amino acids)
Biological process (GO): calcium ion transport
Cellular component (GO): Z disc; sarcolemma; calcium channel complex
Molecular function (GO): ryanodine-sensitive calcium-release channel activity; protein binding
Source: RefSeq, a predicted model, not a curated record
AUGGAGAUUGUGCUGCCCCCACACCUGGAGCGCAUCCGGGAGAAGCUGGCGGAGAACAUCCACGAGCUCUGGGCCCUGACCCGCAUCGAGCAGGGCUGGACCUACGGGCCUGUUCGGGUCCUUUUCGAGGUGAUCCCGACGCUGCUGGCCCUGGGCUGCCACGUGGGGAUGGCGGACGAGAAGGCUGAGGAGAACCUGAAGAAGAUCAAACUGCCCAAAACGUGCGGCCAGCGGUGGCACGUGGGGGGCGAGUCCUUCGGGCGGCCCUGGCAGGCCGGGGACGUCGUGGGCUGCCUCAUCGACCUGGGCGAGUGCCACAUGAGCUUCACCCUCAACGGGGAGGUGCUCAUCGGGGACGGCGGCUCCGAGGUGGCCUUCAGGGACUUCGAGGUGGCCGACGGUGAGGGGGGGACAGACUGGGGGUCCCUGGCCUUGUACUACUACUCGGUGCGGCUGUUUGCGGGGCAGGAGCCGGGCAGUGCCUGGGUGGGCUGGGUCACCCCCCACUUCCACCAGCACGACCCCGACUUCGAGCUGAGCCGCGUGCGCAGCGUCACCGUCACCAUGGGCGACGACCGCGGCAACGUGCACGACAGCAUCAAGCGCAGCAACUGCUACAUGGUGUGGGGGGGGGAGUUUGCGACCCCCACGCAGCAGGCCCGGGUGUCCCACACUGACCUGGUCAUCGGCUGCCUGGUGGACCUGGCCACGGGGCUCAUGACCUUCACAGCCAACGGCAAAGAGAUCAACACCUUCUUCCAGGUGGAGCCCAACACCAAACUGUUCCCGGCGGUGUUCGUGCAGCCCACCACCCAAAACGUGCUCCAGUUCGAGCUGGGCAAGCUCAAGAACAUCAUGCCCAUCUCGGCGGCCAUGUUCAGCAGCGAGCGGCAGAACCCGGCGCCGCAGUGCCCGCCGCGGCUGGUGAUCCAGCAGCUGACCCCGGUCACCUGGAGCCGCAUGCCCACCGAGUACCUGGCCGUGGAGAGCGCCCGGCUGGGCGAGCGCCAGGGCUGGGCCGUGGAGUGCUCCGAGCCCCUGCAGAUGAUGGCCCUGCACAUCCCCGAGGAGGACAGGUGCAUCGACAUCCUGGAGCUGUGGGAGCGCGAGGAGCUGCUGCAGUUCCAGUGCCACACGCUGCGGCUCUACUGCGCCGUGUGCGCGCUGGGCAACAACCGCGUGGCGCACGCCCUCUGCAGCCACGUGGACCAGGCCCAGCUGCUCUUCGCCAUCGAGACCCCCGAGCUGCCGGGACCCCUGCGGGCCGGCUACUACGACCUGCUGCUGGCCAUGCACCUGGACGCGGCGCAGCGCGCCCGCUCCUCCAUGAGCGCCGAGUUCAUCGUGCCCAUCACCGAGGCCACGCGCUCCAUCGCGCUCUUCCCCGACGGCGGGCGCUGCCCGGGACCCCCGGGCGUGGGGCCCAGCGCCUGCCUGAGACCCCAGCCCCAUUUCUCGGAGCCCUGCUUCAUCCGGGCGGCGGGCGGCGGCGGGCGGGCGCCGCUCAGCCCGGCCAUCCCGCUGGACGAGCUGGGAGCCAAGGCCAUGCGCAUGCUGGCCGAGGCGGUGGCCGGAGGGGGUCCCCACGCCCGGGACCCCGUGGGGGGCAGCGUGGAGUUCCAGCUGGUGCCCGUGCUCAAGCUGGUGUCGGCGCUGCUGGCCGUGGGAGCGCUGGGGGACAGCGACGUGCGGCGCGUGCUCCGCAUGAUCGAGCCGCGCGUCUUCGGCGAGGCGCGGCGCGAGGGAGGGCAGCAGCAGGAGGAGCAGGAGGAGGAGGAGGAGGGGGUGAAGGCCAUCGAGGCUGGCGAGGAAGAGGAGGGGGAGGAUGAGGAGGCGAGGAGGAAGAAGGCCGUGGAGGCUGGAGAGCUGGAGGAGGAGGAGGAGGAGGAAGAGGAGGAGGAGGUGAGGAGGAGGAAGGCCAUCGAGGCUGGAGAGCUGCAGGAGGAGGAGGAGGAUGAGGAGGAGGCCAGGAGGACGAAGGCCAUUGAGGCCGGGGAGGUGCAGGAGGAGGAAGAGGAGGAGGAGAAGGAGGAAGAGCUGGAGGAGGGGCUGCUGCAGAUGAAGCUGCCAGAGUCGGUCAAGCUGCAGAUGUGCCACCUGCUGCAGCACCUGUGCGAGCGGGAGCUGCAGCACCGUGUGGAGGCCAUCGUGGCCUUCUCGGAGCGCCACGUGCAGCGGCUGCAGCGGGACCAGCGGCGCCGCUACGGGCGCCUGAUGCGGGCUCUGACCAUGUCGGCCGCCGAGACCGCGCGGCGCACCCGCGAGUUCCGCUCGCCCCCGCAGGAGCAGAUCAACAUGCUGAUGCAGUACAAGGGGGGGGCUGAGGAUGAGGAGUGUCCCGUGCCUGGGGACAUCCGGGACGAGCUGCUGGACUUCCACAAUGACCUGCUGGCCCACUGUGGCGUGGAGCUGACGGAGGAGGAAGAGGAGGAGGAGGAGGAGACGUCGCUGCGGCAGCGGCUGCUGGGGCUGGUGCAGAAGGUGGUGGGGGUCCGGGGACCCCCCAAGGAGGAGGAGACCCCCCCCGAGGAGCCCCCGGUGCCCAGCACGCUGCAGGAGCUGAUCUCGCAGACCAUGGUGCACUGGGCGCAGGAGUCGUUCAUCCAGAGCCCGGCGCUGGUGCGGGCCAUGUUCAGCCUGCUGCACCGGCAGUACGACGCGCUGGGCGAGCUGGGCCGUGCCCUGCCCAAGGCCUACGCCAUCAGCGCCACCUCGGUGCCCGACACCACGGCCCUGCUCGAGUGCCUGGGCCAGAUCCGCUCGCUGCUCAUCGUGCAGAUGGGCCCCGAGGAGGAGAACCUCAUGAUCCAGAGCAUCGGGUGCCCCACCUUCAGGGGCGUCUAUGUCCCUGGUGUCCGCUGA